This is a messenger RNA of Ctenopharyngodon idella (grass carp), 2415 nucleotides long. It is a transcript of the gene rhoq, whose product is annotated as ras homolog family member Q. NCBI's taxonomy places the organism in Eukaryota, Metazoa, Chordata, Actinopteri, Cypriniformes, Xenocyprididae. Gene Ontology annotation, biological process: cortical actin cytoskeleton organization; small GTPase-mediated signal transduction. The transcript is spliced from 5 exons. The coding region runs from base 371 to 988 and encodes 205 amino acids. Gene Ontology annotation, molecular function: GTPase activity; GTP binding. The record is from RefSeq and is a predicted model, not a curated record.
UCAAUCCGCGUUGGGCUCAAGAGUCAGAGGAGGUGAUACUGGGGUUGGAAAGUAGGAAAAGUGGGACAGCAGAGAGAGGGCGUAUAGUGUUGUGCACGCGCUUUUCAGGUUAAUGUCUUUACAACGCGAAGUUUAUCACUGGCUUCCAUCUCGCGGGAGCGGCACACGCUCGGCGUGUGCCAGUAUUUAAAGGGGGAACACCUCACUCAAUGCCAAAUUUGUGAAGCGGGGUGGAGGAAAUGGCAUUUCAGCUGUUUUUGCAGACCGAGCGCGGCGCUGCUGCUGGUGGUGACGCCUGAAGGGAGCUCGAAUAAAGCGGGAUAUAUCUCUAGCAGAUGAAGAUGGUGAAUUCAAGCGUUUUAUUAUCGUCAUGGCAAACGGAACCGGCAGCAUCAUGUUGAAAUGCGUGGUCGUCGGCGACGGCGCCGUUGGAAAAACUUGUCUGCUGAUGAGCUAUGCCAACGACGCCUUUCCAGAGGAAUAUGUUCCCACUGUCUUUGAUCAUUAUGCAGUGAGUGUGACCGUUGGGGGAAAACAGUACCUGCUGGGGCUGUAUGACACUGCAGGUCAGGAGGACUAUGAUCGCCUGCGACCCCUGUCCUACCCCAUGACAGAUGUCUUCCUCAUUUGCUUCUCCGUGGUGAAUCCGGCCAGCUUCCAGAACGUAAGAGAGGAGUGGGUCCCUGAGCUGCAGGAGUACGCGCCCAACGUCCCUUACCUGCUCAUUGGCACUCAGAUUGAUCUGCGGGAUGAUCCCAAGACUAUUGCCAAGCUGAACGACGUGAAGGAGAAGCCCAUUGUGACAGAACAGGGCCAGAAACUAGCAAAGGAGAUUGGUGCCUGCUGUUAUGUUGAAUGCUCAGCACUGACACAGAAAGGUCUGAAAACUGUGUUUGACGAGGCCAUUAUAGCCAUUCUGGCUCCUAAGAAAGGCGCGCUCAAGCGAAGACUGGGCCCACGCUGCAUCAACUGCUGCCUCAUCACAUGAUACACCAGCUCAGGGGCGUCCAGGUGAAAGAAAGCAAGAACUGAUGGUGACCAAUUGACAACCAACCAGAUUACAAUCUGACUUCUGAGCUAAAGUAAGGAGAACCAAUGGACGCAGUCACCUACAAGUGAAAUAUGAACAAUGGUGCCGUACAGUCCAAGUUAUGGGCGAAUGACAAAAAGAUACAUUCUUCAGGGAGAAAUGACACAAGAACACUAAUCACUGAGAUGGAAUACUAGGAAAACAACAACAUGACUUACUGAACAUACAAGCACAGAGAAUAGACAAUGAAAGAAAUGUAAAGAUGUCUGAGACACCCUUUCUAAUGAACAAUCAAACUGUAUUUCCGCGUCUGGAUCAGCGAGCACGAGUACGAAACUCAGACAAGCCUAAACAGCACAACCAAACCCAUCUGUCAUUUACAGAAGUAAGACUUUAUUCAACUUCAAAAAGGGAAACUCGGCAUCUUAAUUUGGGUUGCAAAACAGUUGCUUUUUACAAAAUGUCUCAAGUCAGUACUGGUUUUAUUUACAGAAGGAAGAGGGGAAUUCUCAAAUAAAUAUACUGCCAUUAUGAGCAUACAACAAAUUAAAUAUCUAUUCUCAAAAAAAAAAAAAAAAAAAAAAAAAAAAAAGUUUUAUUGUUGUAAAUGUGACCUCAGAGUCAUUUCUUUGAUUUGGAGCACGCACUGGGAUGGACAGUCGUUUUUGACUCGAGCCUGGUUCUUUUUCUCUGUCCGUUUUUCUGGUGGCCUGUGUCCUUCGUUUCCUCACUUAAGCUUGUAGGUGAGCUGUUUGCGAUGCCAGUGGAUCCAGACAGGGGCAGCGACAAGGCCAGUCAGAAAUCCAGUAGUUGCCCCGAGGGUACAGGAAAUGGGCCAAACCUGCACAGAGGAGCCACAAAAUGAGAUCAAAACUGUCAUAUUGCGGGAGCACAAGUGACUGACUGCAAAUUCUACAGAAUCACUGUGGUGUUUUACCAACCAAAUUUUGUAUUUUAAACUGCUUUCUUCCUCUUUCUUUUUUUAACAAAGUUUUGAGUGUAAUGUAUUGGUGGCCUUGCCUCUCAGGUCUGUGCCGACUGCUUUGCAUUUUUGCUUCAUAUGAUCAAGGUGAUUUCAAAUGUUAUUUGAUCUUUUUUUUUUUUUUUUUUUUUUUAAUGAAUUUCCUGCAGUCCAUGCAAAUAUGUGGAGUGGUCUGAGUGGUCUUUAAAGCUUCCAGCACAUUGUGAGCAACAAAAAAAGCCUUUAUAAACAGUAGAUAUAUGGAAUGCAAAUCUAAAAAUCAAAAGGCACAAUGGUUUUAUGAGUGAACAUAAUUCAUGAUUAAAAACUUGCUGUUGGUGCCCAAUGUGCAGUGGAUAUACAAAAUGUAAAAUUAAUGACUUGCCUCAAAAUGCUUACUGACUAUAAAAAAAAGUUUUUCUAA